Molecule: messenger RNA, 1059 nt
Organism: Lathyrus sativus (Indian pea)
Lineage: Eukaryota; Viridiplantae; Streptophyta; Magnoliopsida; Fabales; Fabaceae
Source: the annotation of a GenBank genome assembly
AUGACACUUGCUUCCACAACCACCGCUCUCACUCUCUGCCACCGUCGAACACCACUCUCUUACUCCAAAACCCGUUUCCCCCAACAAAACAGUGUUAUAUCAUUUUCUAGUUUCAGUAACCAAAUUGUUUCCAAAUUAAGCAUCCAAAAUGAAGAGCUCCAAGUUCAAACACGCAUGUGGAAUUGGAAGGGUUACUUUAUUCGCUAUCAAUAUUCUGGAAACAACGGUCCUGCACUAGUUUUGGUGCAUGGUUUCGGAGCUAACAGUGACCACUGGAGGAAAAAUAUUCCAGAUCUAGCAAAAUCCCACCGUGUAUACUCUAUUGAUCUUAUUGGUUAUGGAUAUUCAGAUAAACCAAAUCCUCGCCAAAUUGGAGACGAUUCUUUCUAUACUUUUGAUACAUGGGCUGCACAAUUAAAUGAAUUUUGUCUUGAUGUUGUUAAGGAUAAAGCAUUUUUUAUAUGCAAUUCGAUUGGAGGAGUUGUAGGUCUUCAGGCAGCUAUAACAGAACCACGAAUCUGCCGGGGGAUUGUUCUUCUCAAUAUAUCUCUGCGUAUGCUUCAUAUAAAGAAGCAGCCUUGGUAUGGAAGACCUUUCAUCAGUUCGUUCCAAAGAUUGCUUAGGGAUACUGCUGUAGGAAAAUUCUUCUUUAAAGCUAUUGCAACGAAAGAGUCUGUGAAGAAUAUUCUUUGCCAGUGCUAUCAUGACACUUCCAAGGUGACUGAUGAGCUAGUGCAGUUCAUCCUUAGUCCAGGACUGGAACCUGGUGCUGCAGAGGUUUUUCUUGAGUUUAUUUGUUACUCGGGUGGCCCUCUUCCAGAGGAACUGCUACCCCAAGUAAAGUGUCCAGUUUUGAUAGCUUGGGGUGACAAGGAUCCUUGGGAACCAAUUGAAAUGGGAAGAAAUUACGGAAAUUUUGAUUCAGUAGAAGACUUCAUUGUCCUUCCAAAUGUUGGGCAUUGCCCCCAGGAUGAAGCACCUCAGCUUGUGAACCCACUUGUUGAGUCAUUUGUGGCACGGCAUGCUAAAUCUUCAUCUCCUACCCCAUCAGUUGGUUGA